AUGUAUCGAAAUCGUGUGUGCAGUGUCUUGUUGAGGAGAUUAGAACCAAUACUUGUGCUGGUGCACAGUAGUACCAGCACAAGUAUUGGUCUUGCUCAGCUGUCUCCGUUGUCAGUGAAUACAGCAAGCUACAAGAUGAGGGCGUGCGGCGCCGUUGCUCAGCCGUCUGCAGUGAUCAGCCACGACGGCCUUAGCGUGAGUGUGCUGUGCCAGCGCGGGCUUCCGCUGGAGCGAUGCCGCGUGGAAGGAGCGUCGCCCAAGUCUUCAAAUGAUUCCAAAGUAUAUGUUUCAUCAACGGGUCAGCUAACAACUUAUGGAAUUAGUGACAGGUUUCCGAAUGAUGAAGAAUUUAUAUUAAAUGAUAAUGACACAUUGGCUGCUACUUGUGCAUUUCCUGAUUUUCCACCACCAAGCUACAUGUCUUGGUAUUUGGGUGAGUAUGGCGAAGUCGUGGUGUGGCCGCGUCCAGCAAUUGUGGUGGCGCCGCCUAUGACUGUGGCGCGUCAGGGCGACAGGGUGACGGUGGUGUGCCAUGCAGAGAGCGCGCUCAAGUUCUGUCGCAUCGAGAAGUUGGCGCCCAACGUGGGGCCUUCACGCCGCUCGUGGUACCUAAACGAGAGUCUCCCUGCGACGCAGGAUAGUAUUAAGUACGCGGGCAGCGGGCUGAGCCAAGGUGAUUGCGGUUUUACGGUGGAACGAGUCACAAUUGCUUUUAACGCCCAGUUUCGCUGCGUUGUGGGCUUCUCCAACCAGCCAGAUGAAGGCAUCGCCGACUUCAACAUCAGUGUCGCA
This is a messenger RNA of Gryllus bimaculatus (two-spotted cricket), 792 nucleotides long. The record is from the annotation of a GenBank genome assembly. Lineage: Eukaryota; Metazoa; Arthropoda; Insecta; Orthoptera; Gryllidae.